CUGUCGGUGUGGAUGGACGGCGUGCAGAAGCAGCUGUCCUCGGACCGCUGCGUGUGUCCCGACACCGUCGAGUCUCUUCAGGCUCUCAUCAGUCAGCAGCAGCAGCAGCAGGCCAACACGCAGGAAGCCGCCAUGAGCGUCAUCCGGGAGGGCGAGGACCUCAUCCUGCAGCUCAGUUUUGGGUGCGUUUGUUUCAGGCCUCAGGGCAGCUCGGUGGCCCACGUGGAGACGGUGCUGCAGCAGCUGGAGGAGUCUCACGUUCAGCUGGAGGAACUUUUCCACCAGCGGAAGAUCCGACUGGACGUUUACCUGCAGCUCCGCAUCCUGCAGCAGUGCACGCUGGAGGUAACGGGAGAAAUGGACGCCUGGAAGCAGGACCUCCAGAAACAGUCCCAGGACUUCUCCGCAGAGAAGCUAGCAUCGCCGCGGCUAGCCGACGCAAAUCAGGACAAGCUAGCCCCGGACAAGCUGGGACUGGGUCAGGCUCGGCUGGUGGAGGCGAGUCCGGAGGUGCUAACGCUAGCACAGCAGCGCAUCCACAGGCACAUGGAGCGACGGCUGGCCAUGAACAACAUGAUCUAUGAGGUCAUCCAGCAGGGUCACGACCUUCAGCAGUACAUCACUGAGGUCCAGGCGUCAGGUAUCGAGCUGUCGGAGGCGGAGGGGGGUCUCUCCCCUCAGGUGGAGGAGCUGCAGCGCCUCCUGCAGGACAAACAGAAGGAGCUGCAGCAGAUCGCAGAUCACACGCACACACACCUGGAGCAGAACCUGCAGCUGAGACACCUGCAGAGCCAGGUCAAACAGGUGCUGGGCUGGAUCUCAGAGGGGGAGGUGAUGCUGUCGUCCUGCAUGUUGAACUCCAGCUGUCUGUCUGAGGCCGAGCAGCUACAGAGGGAACACGAGCGCCUCCAGCAGGCCAUCGAGGCUCUCCUUCACGCCGACUCGCUGCAGAGGACUCACCAGGUGGCUCUGGCUCUGCAGCAGAGAGCAGAGCUGCUGGUCAGGUCGGGUCACUACGACCCGGACGCAGUGAGGUCUUGUGCCCAGACGGUGGCGCUGCACUGGCAGACUCUGAUGUUGAGGAUCGAAGACAGACUCAAACUGGUCAACGCCUCCGCAGCCUUCUACAGGACGUCCCAGCAGGUGUGCGGGGUAUUGGAGAGUCUGGAGCAGGAGUACCGCAGGGAGGAGGACUGGUGUGGAGGAGGAGAGAGACAGCCGGAGCUCCUCCUGCCGCUCGUCAGCAAACACAUGGAGCAGAAGGAGGCCUUCCUGAAGGCCUGCACUCUGGCCAGACGGAAUGCCGAAGUCUUCCUUAAGUAUAUCCACCGCAACAGUGUUACCAUGGCGAACAUCUCGGGCCACAGCGUCACCGUCUCUGGGGUAUCGGGGGUCACAGAGGUCACGGGGCACUCCAGGGUACCGGAGCAACAGGUCAAAGGUAUCCUCAGUGAGCUGCUGCAGAGGGAAAACAGAGUUCUUCAUUUCUGGACUUUAAAGAAACGCAGACUGGAUCAAUGCCAGCAGUACCUGAUGUUUCAGAGCCACGCCCAGCAGGCUCUGGAUUGGCUGCAGCAGUCAGGUGACCAUUACCUGUCCACGCACACGUCGCCGGGGGCAACGGUGACCGAGACGCAGGAACUGCUGAACCAACAUCGUGAAUUCUGCGUGUCUGCCAAGCACACGCAGGAAAAGGUUCAUCUGCUCAUCCAACUGGCUGAGAGCAUGUUGGCGAAGGGCCACGCCCACCGCGCCGAGCUGCGGCGCUGCGUCUCCACAGUGGACAAGCGUUACCGCGACUUCACGGUGCGGAUGGGACAGUACCGCCACCUGCUGGAGACGGCGCUCGGCGGCUGCGCGCAGGAUAACAAGGACCUGGAGCUGGAGCUCAUCCCCAACAGCCUGUCCGACUCCGACCCCGAGGUCAACCUGUCCGACCCGAGUCACCAAGUCAGCGACGAGAAGAGGCGCUCCGCCCGCAAGAAGGAGUACAUCAUGGCCGAGCUCCUCCAGACCGAGAGAGUCUACGUCCGAGACCUGCAGGAGUGCAUCGAGACGUACCUGUGGGAGAUGACGAGCGGCUCGGAGGACGUCCCGCCGGGGCUCGCCAACAAGGACGACAUCGUGUUCGGAAACAUCCAGGACAUCUACGAGUUCCACAACAG
This is a messenger RNA of Plectropomus leopardus (leopard coralgrouper), 2165 nucleotides long. NCBI's taxonomy places the organism in Eukaryota, Metazoa, Chordata, Actinopteri, Perciformes, Serranidae. The record is from RefSeq and is a predicted model, not a curated record.